CGGCGAGUGGCCAGAGGGACAGACGAGUUUGCCCCACGUGGACAUUUGGUUCGGGGAGGCGUUUGCGCUGGGACUUGGGGGGCAGCCCUGGCCGUGAAGGACAAGUCUUUAGGCCCAGCAUGGAUGGAGCUGCGCUGGUCCCCACACCUGAAGGUGCAGGCAGGCUCAUGACGGUCAAGGAGGAGGAUUCUGCCUGGGAGCAGGUGUGCGGCUCACGGGAGAGCAGCUGCCAUGCUCCGGAGCUGUGCCGCCUGCGCUUCCGGAGGUUCUCCUACCGGGAGGUGACCGGGCCCCGCGAGGCUCUGGCCCAGCUCCACGAACUCUGCCGCCAGUGGCUGCGGCCCGAGACGCGCAGCAAGGAGCAGAUCCUGGAGCUGCUGGUGCUGGAGCAGUUCCUGACCAUCCUGCCCGCGGAGCUCCAGGCCCGGGCGCGGGAGCAGCACCCGGAGAGUGGGGAGCAGGCAGUGGCUGCGCUGGAGGACGUGGAGAAUGACACAGGACAGCAGGCUUCUGUCUGUCCUCCGGGACAGGACGUGCACCCACUGGUGACAGAGUAUCAGGGAGCCUCUUCGGAGUGUCGGAGCCUCCAGCUCCUGCCCAGGGUAACCGCCUUCAAGUGUGAACCUCCAGAGCUCCGCCAAGAGAGCCCCCGAGAAGCGAGCGCUGAAGAAGUUUUAAGGAAAGAUGGAUUGUUUAAUGCAAAACAAGAAACUUCUGAAGAAAUGGAGCAAGGCACUCAGGCCUCAGGAGUACUCAGCAGAGACUGUGUGCCCCAGCCACCUUGUACUUCUGUCCAUACUGAUGGGACAGUUGUACAUAGGAACACCCUGAAAGACCGUCACCCAGGUGACUUGUGGGCCCGAAUGCACAUCUCCUCCUUGGAAUAUGCUGCAGGAGACAUUACCCGAAAGGGGAGAAAAAAGGACAAAGCUCGAGUGAGUGAACUCCUCCAAGGCCUUGCGUUUUCUGGUGACUCAGAUGUGGAAGAAGAGAACAAGCCUGAGGUCCACCCUGCUCCAAAAAGGCUAAAGAUAUCACAUGUCCCAGAGAAGAAUUGGACCAAAAGAGACCUUAAACCCAACUUUCCAAGCUGGUCAGCACUGGAUUCUGGACUUUUGAAUCUCAAGAGUGAAAAGUUGAACCCAGUAGAACUGUUUGAAUUAUUUUUUGAUGAUGCAACAUUCAACUUGAUUGUCAAUGAAACAAAUAAUUAUGCAUCUCAGAAAAAUGUCAAUUUGGAAGUCACAGUUCAGGAAAUACGGUGUCUGUUUGGUAUCUUGCUUUUGAGUGGAUUCGUGAAGCGUCCCAGAAGGGGAAUGUAUUGGGAAGUCUCUGAUGCAGAUCAGAACCUGGUUAGGGAUGCAAUGAGAAGGGACAGAUUUGAAUUGAUUUUCUCAUACCUACAUUUUGCAGAUAACAGCCACCUAGAUCAAAAAGAUAAGUUUACAAAAUUGAGGCCUCUCAUAAAGCAAAUGAAUAGAAAUUUCCUCCUAUAUGCUCCCCUCGAAGAAUAUUAUUGUUUUGAUAAAACAAUGUGUGAAUGCUUUGAUAGUGACCAAUUCCUGAAUGGGAAACCUAUCAGAAUUGGCUAUAAAAUUUGGUGUGGCACAACCACACAGGGUUAUCUGGUUUGGUUUGAGCCCCAUCAAGAAGAAUCACCUGUGAUGGUGAAUAAUGAUCUUGAUCUUGGUUUAGGUGGAAAUCUAGUGAUGCAUUUUGCUGAUGUUCUUUUAGAGAGAGGCCAGUACCCCUAUCACCUGUGUUUUGACAGCUUCUUUACAAGUGUCAAAUUAGUGUCAGCCUUGAAGAAGAAAGGAGUGAGGGCAACAGGAACAAUUCGUGAGAAUAGGACUGAAAAAUGUCCCCUUAUGAAUACAGAAGAUAUGAAAAAAAUGAAGAAGGGGUAUUUCGAGUUCCAAGUCGAAGAAAAUGAGGAGAUAAUUCUGUGUCGUUGGCAUGGUGAUGGCGUCAUCAGUCUGUGCUCCAAUGCUGUAGGCAUAGAACCGGUCAGUGAGCUAAGUUCUGCCGAUGAUGAAAUCUGUCAGGGAGCUCAGCCAUCUAUAGUGAAAUUCUCAGCUGCGGUUUCCGGAGCCUGCUGGGUGGCAGACUGGCUUGGAGUACAGAUCAGUCUUCAUGUAGGAGAGGACAAGAUGGCGGAGAAGUAG
This is a messenger RNA of Suricata suricatta (meerkat), 2165 nucleotides long. It is a transcript of the gene PGBD1, whose product is annotated as piggyBac transposable element derived 1. NCBI's taxonomy places the organism in Eukaryota, Metazoa, Chordata, Mammalia, Carnivora, Herpestidae. The transcript is spliced from 6 exons. Gene Ontology annotation, molecular function: sequence-specific DNA binding. Bases 120 to 2165 code for a protein of 681 amino acids. The record is from RefSeq and is a predicted model, not a curated record.